Molecule: messenger RNA, 960 nt
Organism: Candida dubliniensis CD36
Lineage: Eukaryota; Fungi; Ascomycota; Pichiomycetes; Serinales; Debaryomycetaceae
Gene: NRG1
Product: Nrg1p
Exons: 1
Coding region: 1-960 (319 amino acids)
Biological process (GO): regulation of transcription by RNA polymerase II
Molecular function (GO): DNA-binding transcription factor activity, RNA polymerase II-specific; RNA polymerase II cis-regulatory region sequence-specific DNA binding
Source: RefSeq, a predicted model, not a curated record
AUGCUUUAUCAACAAUCAUAUCCAAUAACAAAUAAAUUGUUAAAUGCUGACACUGCUGGUAGUACCUCCACAUCUUCUAUCAUGGACGGUGGGUGUACUUUGUCCAAACCUGGUAAUGCUAAAACAAAAUCAGCAACUUCAUUACCUUCAUUCAAUGAACUACUUACCUCCAUCCCAUUACCAAAUGAGUUUAAGCCAGCAACCAACAAUACUAAACAAGGAACGUCACCAACUACAGUGACAUCUCCUUAUAGUUAUUACAUGGGUCCACCAGUUCAACAUCGUUUACCAACACCACCACCAUAUCCAACAAGCUCCCCAACAAUAGCAACGGCUGCCACUCCGUUACCACAACACUCGCCCUACUUACAGCCGCAACAAACACUACAACAACCUCAACCCUACCAUCAACAGUACUACAACUAUCAAUAUGCUGCUACUUCUGCUUCUGCUGUUGCUGCUCCACCUCCUUAUCCUCACUCCACCCAAGUGAGCUCUAUUCCACCACCACCAUUACCAACAACAUAUCACCAACGCAACCAACAACCUGUUUACCAACAGAAUGGCGGAGUACCGAUUAUGAUCAGACCAUCACCAGGAUUAAUCACUCCUACAUCUACUACUUUUGACCAUGCCAAGAUACGGUCAAAUUCUACUGGAAAUAUAUCUAAUACCACUAGUAGUCAAAGUAAAGACCCAAGAAGAAAACAUGUUUGCAAAGUGUGUUCGAGGUCGUUUACCACUUCAGGACAUUUGGCAAGACAUAAUCGUAUUCAUACUGGAGAAAGAAAACAUCAAUGUCCUUGGCCAACUUGUGAAGCCCGUUUUGCUCGUCAAGAUAAUUGUAACCAGCAUUACAAAACUCAUACCAAUGGAAAAAAUAAACGAAACAGACAACAACACAGGAAUGUGGGAUCUUCACACGUUGCAACAAAAUACAACACCAAGAGCUUAGUAUAG